Morone saxatilis (striped sea-bass) is the source of this 822-nucleotide messenger RNA. It is a transcript of the gene cpne1, whose product is annotated as copine I. Gene Ontology annotation, biological process: positive regulation of tumor necrosis factor-mediated signaling pathway; regulation of canonical NF-kappaB signal transduction; cellular response to calcium ion. The record is from RefSeq and is a predicted model, not a curated record. Lineage: Eukaryota; Metazoa; Chordata; Actinopteri; Moronidae. Gene Ontology annotation, cellular component: plasma membrane. Gene Ontology annotation, molecular function: calcium-dependent phospholipid binding.
CCGUUCAUGAGUUUAAACCUCACUGGAUACGUUUGGGAAGUCUGAUCCGUUCCUGGAGUUUUUCAAAAAAGGAGAUGAUGGAAAGUGGCAGCUGGUCCACAGAACAGAGGUGGUGAAGAACAAUCUGAGUCCCACCUGGAAGACGUUUACAGUUCCUCUACAGACGUUCUGCGGCAGCGACCUCGAGAGACCGCUGAAGGUGGAUUGCUCUGAUCAUGACAGUGAUGGAUCUCAUGAUCUGAUUGGUUCUUUCACCACUAAAGUCUCUGAGCUGCAGAAAGGAGGACACGGUUCACCGGUGGAGUUUGAGUGCAUCCAUCCUGAGAAACAAAAGAAAAAGAAAAGCUACAAGAACUCUGGAGUCGUCUCCGUAAAGAGCUGCCAGCUGAUGGCUCAGUACUCCUUCCUGGACUAUGUGAUGGGCGGCUGCCAGAUCAACUUCACUGUGGGGAUCGACUUCACCGGCUCUAAUGGUGACCCUCGCUCGCCCAACUCUCUCCACUACAUGAGUCCAGACGGGCUGAACCAGUACCUGUCUGCUCUGUGGUCUGUGGGUCAGGUGGUCCAGGACUACGACACUGAUAAACUCUUCCCAGCGUUUGGGUUUGGAGCCAAACUGCCUCCAGACUACCAGGUUGCACACCACGAGUUCGCUCUCAACUUCAACCCCAAUAAUCCCUUCUGCCAAGGCUCUGGCUCCACCCACCACAUCGACCACCCUUCAGGGACCAACCUGACGUGUUGCACGAAAUCUCAGCCAAUCACAAUGCAGCACUGAGCUGUCAGCCAAUCAGGAUGCCAUGAGCAACCCCUCCCCAGUUU